Molecule: messenger RNA, 4498 nt
Organism: Cuculus canorus (common cuckoo)
Lineage: Eukaryota; Metazoa; Chordata; Aves; Cuculiformes; Cuculidae
Gene: ADGRG1
Product: adhesion G protein-coupled receptor G1
Exons: 14
Coding region: 1916-3961 (681 amino acids)
Biological process (GO): cell surface receptor signaling pathway; adenylate cyclase-activating G protein-coupled receptor signaling pathway
Cellular component (GO): membrane
Molecular function (GO): heparin binding; G protein-coupled receptor activity
Source: RefSeq, a predicted model, not a curated record
UGCCACGCAUUCCCACUGCUGCACAGUGAUGGGAAGAUGAUGGGGCAGGAUCCAGCUGCGUCGUGGGCAUGGCAUGUCCAGCUCCCUCUGACGCUGCUUUUCUUCAGUACAGAUGGGAACUGUGUUUUCCCACUGUGAAACGUUUUUCGUGGGUUUUUCUCUUGCUAUUGUUUGGCUCAGGAAACAGCAAUCAGUGUUGGGGCGAUCAGGACCUUAUUGGGCUUGGAGGGGAAAUACCAGCUCCCCCACCCACAUCCCCACAGGCAUUUCUGGUCCCGGUUGAGUAACGGCUGAAAGGGGCUGAUCCUGUCCUCCGAACAUGCCAAUAAAAUCCCAAUGGAGUUAGCCCAGCGGGAUGAGCUGAAGCCUCGUUGGGCUUCAGCGUUUCCCAUCUGGAGGGGGUGCUUGCCUGGCAUGCCAGCUCUGUGCCAUUGUGCCGUGGUUGGCAUUCACAUGCCACUCUGUUGCUUUUAAGUGAUCCAGGUAUUUCCCACUGCCACUGGCAUUUUGCCACCCCAGGCCCAUUCUUUUUGGAUACAUAUGUGUGAUUGCCAAGUGUGCAGCAAGGCACCAGGAUGCCAGCCCCAUCCAUAUCCAGCUGCUGCUACCAAGUUGUACCUGUGGUGUACCCUCCCAGCCCACACCAGGGAAGCUCAUUAGCACCACACUCAGUUACAUCCAUGGCAACAGGUUAAUUAACAACCUGAAGCCCCGUCUUCUGCUGAUAAACUGCUGCAAGAAGCAGACGGGGAGGGAUGGCAAGCAGGCUGUGACCGCAGUGACACACUUGUGCUGACGUGCACUGGAUCUGUGCUGGCCAGAGAGACCGCCAGAAGAAAUCUGUGCCAGUGGGAGAAACUUGCUAACAAGGACACUGAGUCUUCAAGCAAGUGGUUUCCCCCCAUCCCUCCCAUCUAGAGAUCCUUGGGUGCCUGAGAAAGCUCAGGAGCCUUUGCAGGUGAUGCUCGUGGAUGCCCUGGCUGUGAGGUGCCUGCAGCAAAUAAAAUAGGAUUUGGCCACUCAGUGGGCAUUGAAGAGGAUGCUUUGAGACCAGCACAGGAGUGGGAUGGGUGCUGGCUUGGCUUUGGGUGUUGGCAAGUUUUCGGCCAAUGCUGUCCCACCCUCAGAGGGCUCUUAUUGGUUGUCAGACCCUGGCAGGAUGAGUCCCAGCAGCCCUGACCCAUUGCGGGGUGACAACAGGGCGAGAAGGAGGUGAAGCUGCGAAGCUCGGUGCAUCGCAGCAGCGCUGGAGGUGCAGUUUGUGGCGUGGGCGAGGCAGAAAGCGCGAUACAAAGGGCUGGGGGUGCGAAGGCUGUGGCCGGCUAGAGCGUGUGGGUGCGGCAGCACCCGCGGGUUCUCAGCGCUGGCCUGGGUAGAGGUCACUGGAGCCUGUCCGCAUGUAAAGGCAAAGAAAAGGGUGGUGGAGCAGAGUGAUGAAUGAAGAGAUGGGGAAAGGGGAUGCAGAGGACAUUGCCCGGCUAGUUGUGAGGGGCAGAAGGGGUUUUGGCAGCCACAGUUGCUGCAUCGGCGUUGCUGGGGUGAGCCUGGGAGAACCCAUUUCUGCCAGGCUGAAAUGAUGGAGUGGUUUGCAAAUUACCCAGCUCCCAGAUAAUCUGCAGGAGCUGAAAGUACUCGAGAAAAUAAUUUUAGGGCUACCGAAUUAGGAAACUGCUGUUUCCUUCUGUUCCCAUCACUUGCGAUAAGAAGCCAAGGCCAGAACAGAGAUGUGAAGCAGGGAAUGGAAGAGAGGAUCCCUCCUGUGCUGAAUCGUUGGCGACUGAUGCCUGUGCCAGACUGGGGGCACCCUCUCCUUGCCAGGAGCCCUGGGACCCAGUUGUUGUCCUCCCUGGUGCUUCCAGCCCCACAGGCUCUGCUUUCACCCUGAAGGCCAAGUCAAAGCAGAGAGCUGCCUCGGAUGAAGGUCUUCCUUCUGCUCCUUCUCUCCCCCCUCCAAGGGGUGGGAGCCAAUGGCGACCAGGAAGAGGACUUCCGCUUCUGUGGUGACCGAAACCAGACCCAGAACAGCUCCGUCAUCUAUGAGCACAGCCCAGCCAACAUCUCCAUCGAGAACACCGCCCAAGCGCUGAUAAUAAAAAGGCCCUUUUUACCGAACAGGAGAAGCUCUUACUACAAGUACACCUUGCCCCCCACUUUGGGCAGGUACCGAUUCUGCAUCUACUGGUUCAAGGCCGACAGGACCCUGAGGCUGGUGUAUGGGAAGCAGAGCUUCCUCCUGGGGCGAGACCCAUCCAACAGCAUCACCCAGGGGAAGGAGAGUCAGAAGACUGAAAGAACCAGCACCUCCAUCUUCAACGUGUCCUACGUCUUAAAGGGCGGGAAGAACACCUCCCUUGCCAGUGCAUCUGAAUACUCCUUCUCUCUUCAAGGCAAUUAUUUUAGCGAAAUAAAGGAGAGCAUGACUGUCUGGGAGCAAGAUGUGGAGAAGCAUCUCAACACCUUAGACAGCCUCAUUGCCCAGCCCCUGCCACCAGCUGCAGGAGCCACGGAGCAACAGAUGCUUCGGCGGGAACUUGGGAAGCUGGAGAACAUACUGGCCAAAGUGGAGUUCGAAGGGCAGAACCAGACCUUUGGGAAGGCCACCGUGCAUGCAACUGUCCUGAGGGUCCAGCCCACUCAGGCUCCUCAGCACCUGGCCUUCGCUUCCCAAAGAGAGAAGGGCAGAGAGGUCCAUGGGUUUGCAGUGGACCUGCCAAGCAGCCUGUUCAUGAUGGCGAAGGAGAAGGAGGAAGUGCUAGAGCACAGGGUGCUCCUUGUGGACAUCAACAGCCAGACCAUGUUCCAGGAUGAAAACAGAAGCCAUGUCCUAGGUGACAAGGUAGUCGGCAUCUCCCUGGUGGACAUGGUGGUGGCCAAUCUCUCUGAUCCAGUGGUACUCACUUUCUUCCACAACCAGCUGCCGAGGAACGUGACCCCGCUGUGCGUUUUCUGGCAGGAGGACACCACUGACAGCUCUGGGAGCUGGGACAGCUAUGGUUGUGCAACAGUGACCACGGACAGCCAGACGGACUGCAGAUGCAACCACCUCACCUACUUCGCUGUGCUGAUGGUAUCGUCCCCAGACAUCACCUACGUACACAGGGAUUACCUGAGUAUCAUAACGUACAUUGGCUGCCUGAUCUCAGCUUUGGCAUCCAUUUGCACCAUCUUAUUCCUCUACUUCAGAAGCAAGCAGCGAGACCAGAUCAUGAGCAUGCAAAUCCAUAUGAACCUGCUGGGUGCCAUCUUUCUCCUGGACAUCACCUUCCUCAUCUCUGAGCACUUGGCUUCCAGCAGCAGCGAGGCAGUCUGCAGAGCUGGGGGGUUGUUCCUGCACUUCUCCCUCCUGAGCUGUCUCACCUGGAUGGGCAUCGAGGGCUACAACCUCUACAGGCUUGUGAUUGAAGUCUUCAACGCCUACCAUGACCACUUCCUCCUCAAGCUCUGUCUAGUGGGCUGGGGAAUCCCCUUCUUCUGCGUGACACUGAUCUUCCUGGCUAGCUGGACGAACUACGGCCCCUUCUCCAUUCCCAUCCAUGAAUCUGUUGGUGGCAGAUCCACCAAUGCAACUAUAUGCUGGAUCACGAGCCCCCUGAUUCAUAACGUUGUGAACCUGGGUUUCUUUAGCCUGGUGUUCCUCUUUAACUCAGUCAUGCUGGGGGCCAUGGUCCGGGAGAUUGUCCGGCAGAACAAGAAAGGCCACAAGCUCAAGCACGUCCUAGCCCUCCUUGGGCUGAGCAUCCUGCUGGGCAUCCCCUGGGCACUGGUAUUCUUCUCCUUCACCUCUGGCAUCUUCCGCCUUGUCUCCCUCUACCUCUUCACCAUCAUCAACUCCCUCCAAGGUUUCCUCAUCUUCCUCUGGUACUGGACCAUGGUGCUGCAGGCAAGAAAGUCCCGUGACACGCAGAGCAGCUCUGACAGCGUCAAACUGCAGCCCAACAGCAGAGAGAGCCACCUUGGCUGAGCCCCACUGUCACUGCGCUGCGCUGUGCCGGGGCUCCCUGUGUGGAGGACGCCUAUGGGAUGGACUGAUGCCCUACGCUUUGCUACUGCACACACCUUGUAGGGCUGCUAGGAGCCCAGGGACCAGCAGAGGAGCCAGCUGUCCCUUGCUUCUCACCUCUGCCAGCCUCAUCCCCAGUUUUCCCACCCCACCGUGUCCCGCUGGGCAGUGGCGAAUCCUUUGGCUUGGCAUCCUUGGGGCAGGAGGGAGGAGGGAUGCUCACCGGGGCAGUGGGGGCUGCAGGAAGCAGAAGUGGCCGGGACAGGUUCCCUGGUGCCUCCAGACAUCCCCUGCCAUGCCCUGAGGCCAGGGGUGAUGGGUGGGAAAGGCCUCCUCUUCAGCCCUUGAUGGUGGUCACUGAGAGGGUCCUCCCCUAGUGAAGACAGAAUAACUGCCCCCACGACACCCUCCUGCAGCUGAAAUAAUCUAUUUUUGUUAUUUUGUCGAUGUAUAUUUUUGGAUAGUGUAGAAGUUCAAUGAGCGCACCCGCACACCAGA